This is a messenger RNA of Prunus avium (sweet cherry), 1077 nucleotides long. The record is from RefSeq and is a predicted model, not a curated record. NCBI's taxonomy places the organism in Eukaryota, Viridiplantae, Streptophyta, Magnoliopsida, Rosales, Rosaceae.
AUGCGGGACCUCGCAGCAGAAGUGUUCAUGGACAUCCUCGCACGCCUCUCAUCCAAGGACUUGGUGCGAUCCACUUGCGUUUCUAAAGAAUGGAAAGCUACCAUCGAAGAUCCACAGUUGGCCAAAACGCAUCUCCAACGCUCCAUCAAAACCAAAUCCCAUCCCACCAUUUUAAUUAUCCCAUCUAACCCGAUCGUCAACUGUGUUUCAAUCAACUUUUCCGACACCGAUACGAUGUACGGUAAACGUUUGAUAAUCGAGCAGCCUUGGCAACAUCCUCCUCGGUUAACUAGCGACAAAAUCUUCGGCUACUUUAAUGGUCUGGUUUGCAUGCACUAUGGUGCAGGCUUUGGUUUAUGGAAUCCUUCCAUCCAAAAGUUCAAGAGGAUCCCCUCGUCGCCAUUUAGUAUGUUCCGGUCUGCAAAGAUCCAUGGUGGCUUUGGGUAUGAUUCGGUCAAUGUUGACUAUAAAUUGGUGAGUUUCGUGCACUUGAAUACCUUCUGCGCAGUGCACUCAUAUAGCUUAAAAUCUGGUGCAUGGAAAUCAAUUCAAGACUUGCCUCUCAAGGGUCUUGUAUUUGACUCACAUGGUGUGUUUUUAAAGCGCUCAUUACAUUGGUUGAUGCUUCAAGAAACAGAUGGUGAACGGAUGUUAAAUAUUCUAACCUUCGAUCUCGCAAGUGAGGAGUUUUGCAAGUUUCCUCUACCCGUCCGUAUAUUUCCUGCUCCCAUAUCAGAUCCGGUUUGUAGGUGGCCUAGUUAUUCUUUAGUAGUCGUGGGAGGGUAUCUAUGUAUUUAUCUAAGGGAGACAGAAAGUAGAGUUAAGGCUUGGAUUAUGAGAGAAUAUGGAGUGGCAGAAUCUUGGAGUAUGCUUUAUUCUUUUGAUGAGCAGGUUCACAAUAGCAAGCCUUUAUUGCUUUCAAGUUGUGGUAAAAUGGUACUUUUGGAAGAGGACUACAGCCGUCUUGUUUGGUACGAUCUACAGAAUGGGACGCGCAAAAUGGUUCAAAGUCCUAUGACUCAAUCUUUUUACACUACAAUUAUUUGUGAGGAGAGUAUUCAUCUUCUUGGAAGUUAG